GUUCGUUUUCUGCUCAGGCAAAUGCGCCACCUGUCGCUUCCUCUCGCAAACGGUCUCGUGUAAUUAUUUUGUUUAGUUUUUGUAGCAGUUAGUGUGAGAGAGAGAAUCCGUAAACAAUGGAGGCAGGAAACUGAAGCGACUGCAGACAGUGUUACGCGAGUUUCCCAGUGUGGUGUUAGUCUGAAAACUCAUUUGCACGUGCCGAAGAAGCUGAGCCAUGGAAUAUGAAUGAUGCCGUUCUCAGCUGACGUUCCCGGCCAAAAUGUCAGCUCCAGGCCGCGUGCAGAACAUCAAAAAGCAUUUUGAAAAUGCGCCCGAGUCGCCGUACUACCAGGGCGGGCAGCUGUUGUCCAAGGCUGGCAACGGUCACCUGCCAGCCUCGGCGCAGACGGCCAUCAAACGCAGUCCGGCGUUCCGCAACGACAAAGUCGUGCCCAAGAAGCAGCCGCUGCCAACGCCGAGGGCCGGCUUUCUCGGGUCCACCGCCGCUGCCAACAAGGCCAGACCGAUCUACGGGACUGCCGAGCCAUUUCGGCUGCCCGCAGUUAAUGCUCCCCAGCUGCAGAAGAAGACUCCUCCGGGGCCGCAAAGGGUUGUCAAGGCGGGCUCCGAGAGCCCAACAAAGCUGAGUCCGACUCAAAGAGUCCAUGUGCUUGGCAUGACACCGGUGACGACAAAAAAUCCCAGACCUAACGACCCUUCCAAACUCGUCAAGGUUUUCCCUGUGAAAGUUCCAAAGCCGACAACCACCCCAGCGCCGAAAAUGACGACCUUCUCGGCGGCGCCGAAGGAAGACACAAAAGUGGCCGAAAUCCUGAAGAGCCCUCUGCCGCAGGGUCCGCCGCCGCAGAAGCCACCGCGGACGUUCGCGCACAAGCUGCAAUUCUUCCAACAGGCGCCUGAGCCAAAGGUUACAAAGCGGCCCCCUUCGCGUUCUGCGAGUGGCCCCCUGCGGCCGGCCACGGUGCGGCGGCCAUCGGUGCCGCCGCCCUCGAUGCCGGCCCGCUCAAAGACUGAGUCGCAGAUCGUGCGCAGGAAGGACAGGCCCGGCAGGUCGCCGGUGCAGCAGUGUCCUGUGCCGCAGUAUGCGCAGGCCGACAGGUCCGUGGAGCUGGCCAGGUCGCACUCGAUGGAACAUGUUUAUGCCGUUCCCUUUGUCCCCAAGCCCGAGGACGGCGUUCCUGUCACAGACAAGGUCAGAAGGUCGCCCGGGAAAGAUAUGGAUGGCCUCUAUUACAUGGCGCGGAAACGUCUUCGGGCAACAGCGAUUUUUAAAAUAUUGGAGUCGACGCCGAUCCAGUGGCCAUCCAGGCCGACAAACUUGCCCGUGCAGAGCUUCAAACCUCAGCAGCGGGGCGCGAAGACGUCGCCGCCCUGCGCUAAAGUGAUGCCCACCCUUAGGGAGAGCCCCAAAAUGAUAAUCGAGCCACCAUUUGACCAAGACAGGAUCCAGAUGCUGGUAAACGAAGCGUUCAAUUCAGUCCAGCUGGUCACUCCGGACCCCUCGACGGACAGCGAGGACCCCUUGGACAGCGACUUCUCCUACAUGGACAGGAGCAGCCCCUCCGAGGUUUCCUUGAUAACUCAGAAAUUAGGGCCUAAACCGACUGCAGGAUCAUUUAGAGGAGUCCUAAAAAGUUUUAAGGAUGACACGGACGAGGAGGCUAAGCGGCUGGUGGAGAAACGCAAGGGCUACGUGAAACGGGCGAGCAGCUUCGCCUUCCCGCAGACCCGCCGCUUCUCGGCCGACCCCACCGCCAACCACCUGUUCGAGUGCGUCCUUCUCGUCGGACUCAACCUCGACCAAAACACCAAAGGCUACCAGCCUUAUAUCAAAUCAAAAUUCCCUGCAAACGCCCAAGUACCUGAUGAAAUAAAGCUGUUUGUGUUCCCUGACGCAAGCGACUGGCCACCGCAUGAGGGCAGCGAGCACAAGAAACAAUACUCAAUAGUGCUGACUUCCGACAGCGGAGCCCGGAGCUACGGCUACUGCCAACGAAUCGUCCCUGAAGGAAUGGAUCUGUGUCUUCCCUUAGCCUACUGUAUUGUAACCAAACACAGAGCCAGCGGAUUUUUUUACAAGAUCCUGGCUGAACUUGAAUCUCGUCACGGACAAACGGAGGCCAGUCGAAUCUCGCUACUCUCAGCGUUGCAGUACGAGCAGCUGCCACCACUAGGCAGUAGUCUCAGGAUUCCCGGCCUGAGCGUGAGCAGACCCAUGGACCAACGGCUGGAAGACACGGAUCUGUCCACUCUCUAUUCAAGUCUGCCAGACCGAAUGAUCCUGCGGGUGGUGGCGUCGGUGCUGCACGAGCGGCAGGUGGUGCUGCUUAGCGCCUCUCUCAGCAAGCUGACGGCGUGCGUGAUGGGCCUGCAGGCAGCUCUCGAGCCCUUCCAGUGGCAGCACACCCUGGUCGCCGCCCUACCUGCCAACAUGACUGAAAUAUGCAACGCGCCCACGCCGUACGUCAUUGGACUGCUAAAAAGCAAAUCAGGCCAAAUCCCCGCAUUCUCCAUUGAAGAGGGGAUGGCUAUUGAUUUGGACACCGGAAAAGCCAUUAAGUGCUUGGGAGACGAGUGCAAAAUCUUGCCAGUCAGACUGCAGAAGGCGCUCUUCAAGGUCCUGCAGCUGGCCUCGUCUACAGGAGAAAACGAGCCUACGAGGAACGUUCUUGUAUCGGAGGCAUUCAUUCGCCUCUUUGUCGAAGCUUGCGGCCACUACCGCAACCAUAUUGUCAUGCAGCAAGAUGGCAAAACUGUGUUUGAGAGAGAAUCGUUUUCAAAAGCUGUGGAAUCCAGAAGUCUUCAAUUAUUUUUAGAAUGGUUUGCCGAGACGUCUUUAUUUUGUACAUUCAUAGAUGACAGAACUCGGAAAUCUAGUUUCAAUAGUAUAUUCGACGCACGGGUAUUACAGAAUUUCAAAGAGUCUGAUGAAAACCUGGUUCAAAUCAUCAAAAAUCGUAAGGCCAUCAAUAAGAAAGUUAAAACUUUGGGUAACCGAAUAAGAGAUUUAGUGCAUUGAAUGAAGAUAAAAGAUAGUGAUUUUAAUUUUCUAAAGAAAAUGUCCCAUAUUUAAGAAAAUAUAUUAAGACAUUUUGUAAAGUUCUA
Molecule: messenger RNA, 3108 nt
Organism: Cloeon dipterum
Lineage: Eukaryota; Metazoa; Arthropoda; Insecta; Ephemeroptera; Baetidae
Product: DENN domain-containing protein 2B-like
Exons: 14
Coding region: 263-3022 (919 amino acids)
Source: RefSeq, a predicted model, not a curated record